AGGGCCCGCCCCUCAGCCCGCCCCCAAACUGGGUGGAGUGACCCCCUACAAAAGCUCAGCGUUUCCAGCAGCAGUUUUCUUCCUCCAAGAGUGUUGGUGCGUCUGGUGCCAGAGUUAAGGAACAGAAUCUUGCUGAUGCCUGCACAGGCCCUCACCCUGGGGUCAGGAAGUUUGGAGAAUGAGGCCUUUCAGCCUUGAGGUUUCCCUACACCUGCCCUGGGCUAUGGCAGCCCACUUGCUUCCUGUCUGCACCCUCUUCCUGAACUUGCUCAGCAUGACCCAAGGCUCCCGGGACCCUGUGGUCCCCAACCAGCCCUUCACUACCAUCUGGAACGCCAACACCGAGUGGUGUAUGAAGAAACACGGUGUGGACGUAGACAUCAGUAUCUUUGAUGUGGUGACCAACCCGGGGCAGACCUUCCGCGGCCCUAACAUGACCAUUUUCUACAGCUCCCAGCUGGGUACCUACCCUUACUAUACAUCUGCUGGGGAGCCUGUGUUUGGUGGCCUGCCCCAGAAUGCCAGCCUGAAUGCCCACCUGGCCCACACAUUCCAGGACAUCCUGGCUGCCAUGCCUGAGCCUCACUUCUCAGGGCUCGCAGUCAUUGACUGGGAGGCAUGGCGCCCACGCUGGGCCUUCAACUGGGACACCAAGGACAUUUACCGGCAGCGCUCACGGGCAUUGGUACAGAAGCAGCACCCAGACUGGCUAGCUCCUCGGGUGGAGGCCGCAGCUCAGGACCAGUUUGAGGGGGCUGCAGAGGAGUGGAUGGCAGGCACCCUCAAGCUGGGACAAGCACUGCGCCCUCAGGGCCUCUGGGGCUUCUAUAAUUUCCCUGAGUGCUACAACUAUGACUUUAAAAGUCCCAACUAUACCGGCCAGUGUCCACUAAACAUCCGUGCCCAGAAUGACCAGCUCGGGUGGCUGUGGGGCCAGAGCCAUGCCCUCUACCCCAGCAUCUACCUGCCUGCAGCACUGGAGGGCACGAAGAAGACACAGAUGUUCGUGCAGCACCGUGUGGCUGAGGCAUUCCGUGUGGCAGCGGGUGCGGGGGACCCCAAGCUGCCGGUGCUGCCCUACAUGCAGCUCUUCUAUGACAUGACUAACCACUUUCUGCCCGCGGAGGAGCUGGAACACAGCCUGGGGGAGAGUGCAGCCCAGGGUGCAGCGGGAGUGGUGCUCUGGGUGAGCUGGGCGAACACAAGCACCAAGGAAUCAUGCCAGGCCAUCAAGGAGUAUGUGGACACGACGCUGGGACCCUCCAUCCUGAAUGUGACCAGCGGGGCUCGUCUGUGCAGUCAGGUCCUAUGCUCCGGCCAUGGCCGUUGUGCCCGGCGCCCCAGUUACCCCAAGGCCCGCCUCAUCCUCAACUCCACCAGUUUUUCCAUCAAGCCUACGCCUGGUGGUGGGCCCCUGGCCCUACAAGGUGCCCUCUCGCUCGAGGAUCGGUUGCGGAUGGCAGUGGAAUUCGAAUGUCGCUGCUACCGUGGGUGGAGGGGGACACGGUGUGAGCAGUGGGGCAUGUGGUGAUUGGCAUGGGCACACACUGAAUACCUGAUGCAAGCUGGGCCUGGCUAGGUAGGGCUUUCCCAAGUCCAGGCAGUCACAGGAGUCAUGGUUACAGUCAGAAGUCCACUCAGCCAGUGUCAUGAGCAUACACCAGUGUGCACACCUGCUUACAGACCAAGAUAGCUGCAUAAGGACACGGUGUGAGCAGUGGGGCAUGUGCUGAUUGGCAUGGGCACACACUGAGUACCUGAUGCAAUCUGGGCCUGGCUAGGGCUUUCCCAAGUUCAGGCAGUCAUAGGAGUCAUGGUUAGGCAUCCAGUCACAGGAGUCAUGUCAGGCAUCCACCCGACAGAGUCAAAAAUACUUCCUCCGGAGACACUGAGUCAGUCUUCAAACAGAAGCAGUCACAAGCACUGACAUUCGGGACUUCCCUGGCCAUCCAGUGGUUAAGACGAGGAGCUUCCACUGCAGGGGGCACGGGCGGAGACUAAGAUCACGCAUGCUAAGUGGUGCAGUUAAACAAAUAACAAAUAAAUAAACUGACAUUCACUGGGCAUCUACUCUUUCCUAGUCCUGUGCUAAGCAUUUUAAGUAGGCUAACUUAAUUGUGCAAUCCUAACACGACGCUGUGAGGAAACUGAGGCACACCCAGGGAGGGUAAGCACUUUCCCCAAGGUUGCACAGCCAGAAAACAGAGCAGCUGAGAUUCAAGCCCGGGCUGCCUGGCCAGAGAGGUACAACCUUUUGUCUCCUACUGAUAAGUCGAUGGUAACCAGCUCUGCACUGCACUCUGAAUCCGCUCAGAGGAUUCUAACUUCAAAAGCUGUUUGUUGAGGGCCUAAAACGUCCAGGCGCUGGUAUCCAGAGGGUACAGGAAAAGUUCUUUUCUCUCACUCAGAUCUGAUGUGUGUCCGAGGGCGGCUGCUUCCCAGUGUGGGGCCCAAAUUUGAAGUAGAAGCUCCACUUGAUUGUUUUCCACGCCGCGCAGGAGGGAUAGCGUGAGCCCAGACAAAACUAAACUUGGGGCGAGACCUAUUAGGCUGGGGCGGGGCGAGGACGGAAGCCCAGCCAACCCGAGAUGGAGUCGGGCUCACUGGGAGCGAGGCCAGGAUAAACUAGGGUGGGAGGAACAGAGCUAGAGGCCGGGUAAAGACCCAGUCUGCGUCUGGUCGGUGUUAUGACCCGCCGGGCCAGGGGCGGGGCCUAGGCGGAGGUACAGGGCGGCCGGGGCGGGGCCUGGCCGCCCGGAAGACCCCGGACUAGGCUGUGUGCCGCGGGCCGGGACAGCUGCAGUUCGUCCGCCCCACCGCUAGGGGAUGAGCGCCGAGAGCCGGAGGGGUCCGAGCCAGAGACAACGAGAUACCGAUCCAGGAGAAGCGAGGACGCGGAGCAUCCCGGAGCCCGGCAACAACAUGGCCCCCUCCACAAAGCCUCCUGGAGACACAAUACCAAGACCUGAGAGGACGCCCCAUAUUUUGGAUGGAGAAAGACAUCUGAGGCUAUUCCCAGGGCAAGAUGCUGUCUUUCUGGGUCAGUUGACUGCCCACAACAGUAGCAGCUUCAGCCCACUGGCCAUCGCUCAGCUUCUAGCCCCUGAGGGCAGCUUCCUGAGGCAUGUUUCCUGAGUGCCAGUGGAGAUGGCACCAUGGCUGUGGCUCAGAGCUCUGUGGCUGAAUAAAGGCUUGUUGGGUGUGUC
Messenger RNA from Bubalus bubalis (water buffalo), 3206 nucleotides. It is a transcript of the gene HYAL1, whose product is annotated as hyaluronidase 1. The record is from RefSeq and is a predicted model, not a curated record. Gene Ontology annotation, molecular function: hyalurononglucosaminidase activity. Bases 179 to 1531 code for a protein of 450 amino acids. NCBI's taxonomy places the organism in Eukaryota, Metazoa, Chordata, Mammalia, Artiodactyla, Bovidae. Gene Ontology annotation, biological process: hyaluronan catabolic process; carbohydrate metabolic process. The transcript is spliced from 5 exons.